This is a messenger RNA of Neurospora crassa OR74A, 753 nucleotides long. The record is from the annotation of a RefSeq genome assembly. NCBI's taxonomy places the organism in Eukaryota, Fungi, Ascomycota, Sordariomycetes, Sordariales, Sordariaceae.
AUGGGAUUAUUAUUUAAUAAUUUAAUUAUGAAUUUUGAUGCUCCAAGCCCAUGAGGUAUCUAUUUUCAAGAUAGUGCUACUCCUCAGAUGGAAGGUUUAGUUGAAUUACAUGACAAUAUUAUGUACUAUCUGGUGGUAAUACUAUUUGGUGUAGGAUGAAUCUUAUUAUCUAUAAUAAGAAAUUAUAUCAGUACAAAAUCACCAAUUUCACAUAAAUAUUUAAAUCACGGUACAUUAAUCGAAUUAAUAUGAACUAUUACUCCAGCAGUAAUAUUAAUAUUAAUUGCUUUCCCUUCAUUUAAGUUGCUAUAUUUAAUGGAUGAAGUUAGUGAUCCUUCAAUGUCAGUUUUAGCAGAGGGGCACCAAUGAUAUUGAAGUUACCAAUAUCCUGAUUUCUUAGAUUCAAAUGAUGAAUUUAUAGAAUUUGAUUCAUAUAUAGUACCGGAAUCCGAUUUGGAAGAAGGAGCACUAAGAAUGUUAGAGGUGGAUAAUAGAGUUAUCCUUCCUGAACUAACACACGUUAGAUUUAUCAUCACUGCAGGUGAUGUGAUACAUAGCUUCGCUGUUCCAUCUUUAGGUGUUAAAUGUGAUGCUUAUCCUGGGAGAUUAAAUCAAGUAUCUGUUUUUAUUAACAGAGAAGGAGUAUUCUAUGGUCAAUGCUCUGAAAUCUGUGGUAUAUUACACAGUUCUAUGCCUAUAGUUAUAGAGUCAGUAUCUCUAGAAAAAUUCCUUACUUGAUUAGAAGAACAGUAA